AAGCAUUCCCCACUUUUAUUUCAUCUACAUGCUCUUGAAGACUUUUUUCUGUGUCACUGUGAUCAAGGGGAAGUCAGGGUCACUCAGAGGCUGCAUGAGCUGUGUGGCGGGCAGAGUUGGUCUUCAAGACAGCUGUUGUCAAGGAGUUCACAGUCCACAGAUCUGGAGAGAAUGGUGAGCGAAGGAGGGAGAGAGGAGCAGGAGUCGUUCACAGGAGUGUGAACAGACGGUGGUUCUUGGCAGUACAUGAACACACCGGUCGAGAACAUUCCAUAUCUAGCACUUUCUCGUCUUCCCACGAACACCUUGGAACACAACCUACUCUACCAACCUGGGCUUAUCUGUGAUUAAAAUUAGAAAUAUGUCCUUGGAACCUCUCCCUUCUCGUGCCACGUUUCCAUGACACUGCGUGGAAAGAUACGGCUCUCCUAUAAAAGGACAUCUCAGUGUUCCCUCGUUGUCCGUGGAACCUGACGGAUCCGCCACGAUGCUGCCGCUGUGGACCUUCGCAGUACUGCUGGGAGCCGUAGCUGGAGAAGAAGUCUGCUACGAAAAUCUUGGCUGCUUCAGCAAUGAUGCUCCAUGGUCGGGAACUAUAGACAGACCCCUGAAAGCGCUGCCCUGGAGCCCAUCAAAGAUCAACACCCGCUUUCUCCUGUACACCAAUGAGAACCAAAACAACUACCAGCAAAUCACUGCAGAUGCAUCAAGUAUCAGGAACUCCAAUUUCAACACAAACAGAAAAACCCGCUUUAUUAUCCAUGGAUUCAUCGACAAGGGAGAAGAAAACUGGCUAGCCGACAUGUGCAGGAAAAUGUUCCAAGUGGAGAGUGUGAACUGCAUCUGUGUGGACUGGAAAGGUGGCUCCCGAACUACAUAUACCCAGGCCACCCAGAAUGUUCGGGUUGUGGGGGCAGAAGUGGCAUAUUUGGCUAACUUUCUUCAGUCUCAACUUGGCUACUCUCUUAACAACGUCCACCUCAUUGGCCAGCUGGGUUCCCACAUUGCUGGGGAGGCCGGCAAGAGGACAUUCGGAGCCAUAGGGAGAAUUACAGGGUUGGACCCAGCCGAACCUUACUUCCAGGGUACACCUGAAGAAGUCCGACUGGACCCCAGUGAUGCUCAGUUUGUGGAUGCAAUUCACACAGAUGCUGCCCCCAUUGUGCCCAACUUAGGAUUUGGAAUGAGCCAAACUGUGGGUCACCUAGAUUUCUUUCCAAAUGGAGGAGUAGAAAUGCCAGGAUGUCAGAAGAAUAUUCUUUCCCAAAUUGUUGACAUCGAUGGAAUCUGGGAAGGGAGUCGUAACUUUGCUGCCUGUAACCACCUGAGAAGCUACAAGUAUUACUCCGACAGCAUUGUCAACCCAACUGGCUUCGCCGGAUUCUCCUGUACCUCUUACAGUGUCUUCGCUGCGGACAAGUGCUUCCCAUGCCCAAGUGGAGGGUGCCCACAGAUGGGUCACUACGCCGACAAAUAUCCUGAGAAAACAAAAGAGCCAUUCCGGAAAUUUUAUCUGAACACUGGUGAUCAGAGUAACUUUGCACGCUGGCGGUAUCAGGUGUCUGUCACCCUGUCUGGACAGAAGGUCACUGGACACAUUUUAGUUUCUUUGUUUGGAAGUGGAGGAAACUCUAAACAGUAUGAAAUUUUCAAGGGCUCUCUGCAACCAGGCACUGCUCAUGUCAGUGAAUUCGAUUCUGAUGUGGAUGUCGGAGAGUUGCAAAAGGUUAAAUUUAUUUGGUACAACAACGUGAUCAAUCCAACUCUACCCAGAGUGGGAGCAUCAAAGAUCACAGUGGAAAGAAACGAUGGCAAAGUGUACAACUUCUGUAGUCAAGAAACCGUGAGGGAGGAUGUCCUGCUCACACUCUCUUCGUGUUAGGAGGUUGCUGACAUGUGACCACUAAGUACCACUGUAAUAAAAUCUAGUAUUAAGGCAAUACAUUCU
Messenger RNA from Peromyscus leucopus (white-footed mouse), 1948 nucleotides. RefSeq names its product pancreatic triacylglycerol lipase-like. Gene Ontology annotation, biological process: lipid metabolic process. Gene Ontology annotation, molecular function: triacylglycerol lipase activity; protein binding. NCBI's taxonomy places the organism in Eukaryota, Metazoa, Chordata, Mammalia, Rodentia, Cricetidae. The record is from RefSeq and is a predicted model, not a curated record.